AGAAGAAACUCCCGGAAAAACAACAGCGAAGUGAGAGCAGGGUCACGUCCUCCACCUCCUGCCGCUGCUCCCCCGGUUCUCCUCCACCGCAGCCCCGGUGUGGCGGAGCAGCUGACCUCAGGGUGUCCAGGAUGGCGUCCUCCUUCCUGCUGUCCCGCGGUGGCGUCCGGACCGGCCGCUUCCUGCCGCUGCUGUCCGGGCGCCGUGCUGCGGCGGCGCGCCGGCUUAGCUCCGCCCCCCCGAUGAGCCGCAGCCUUCAGGAGAGCUACCGGCUGCUGCAGCUGCCACCAGAGGGCGCCAGCAGCGCGGCGCAGGUGAGGGAGGCGUACCUGCGCCUGGCCAAGCUCUACCACCCCGACUCUGGCGCCGCCGCCGCCGACGCGGCGCGCUUCGCCCGGCUGGAGGAGGCGUACCGCGCCGUGCUGGCGCACCACAGCAAGCCGCGCCCGACGGAGGAGGACGAGGACGGGGACGGGGCCAGGCCGGCGGCGCCGCAGCACCGCCACUACCUCAGCUUCGACGGCGUGGGCUCGGGCACGCCCAGCCAGCGCGAGCGGCAGUACCGGCAGGUCCGCGUGGACCGCGCCGCCGAGCAGGUGCUGGCCUACCGGCAGCGGGAGCACGAGCGGGCGGGCGCGGCGGACGGCGCGCUGGCGGAGCGCGACGUGCGCCAGCGCAGCCGCAAGAUCAAGAUCACGCAGGCGGUGGAGCGGCUGGUGGAGGACCUGAUCCAGGAGUCCAUGGCCCGCGGCGACUUCCGGAACCUGAGCGGCGCCGGAAAGCCGCUCAACAAGUUCCAGGACAACCCGUACGCCGACCCCAUGACCCACAACCUCAACCGCAUCCUCAUCGACAACGGCUACCAGCCGCCCUGGGUCGUCGCGCACCGCGACAUCCGGGAGGGCGCCACCCGCCUGCGGCGCCGCCUGCUGGAGGGCCGGGCCCGCCUGGCCGACCCCGCCCCCCCCGAGGAGCUGGCCCGGUGGGAGGAGCUCUGCGCCUCGGCCCGGGACGAGGUGGCCGCGCUCAACAAGCUGGUGGACCGCUACAACCUGGUGGCGCCGAUGCUCCACAUGCAGAUGGUGCACUUCAGCCUGCGGCGCGAGGCGGAGCGCGCCGAGGCCGAGGCCCGGCGCCGCCGCCGGGACCUGCAGCGCCAGCGCCAGGAGGAGCGCCGGCGCCGCCUGGAGGACAGGAAGGCGGCCAACACCGCCGCCGCCAUGAGCAGGACCCGCAGCCCCAAGCAGGGCUUCCUGUCCUGGCUGCAGGGGGUCCUGGGCCGAGUCCAGAGAGACCGGAACCAGCAGAGUCCAGAGAGACCGGAACCAGGAGAGUCCAGUGAGACCGGAACCAGCAGAGUCCAGAGAGACUGAAACCUACAGAGUCCAGUGAGACCGGAACCCACCGAGUCGGCGGGGCUGUGUGUUCUGUGAACGCCGAAUUCUAGAUAUAAAUGAUUCCAUUCUGUAAAAUCAGAACCUUCCGGAAGGCGACCGGAUCAGGAGGCGCCGGCGGCGCCGGGCUGAAGGACGGGUUCGAACCGUCGCUCUGGCGGACGACGUCACGGUAUCCUCGCCGGGUCGCACCGUCCAGUUCUCACGAGGACUGGGACUCCGUGCUGCAUUGGACCUGAUCCUACUGGUCCCACUUCACUUUUUAAAAACAGAGGAAAUAAAUCUGAAGGGAAGAGAAAUCAGAGAAAUCAGAGAAAUCAGAGCGUCUGUCUGUUUGUUUCACCUGUUUUUAAUCACCUGAAACUAAAAAACACAAAGGUCAAACCAGGAAGGUCAGUUCUUUAAUGAGUUCUUUUCUUUCCUGAAACUUGUUUUUAUUUCAUGAUCAAAUAAAGAAAAACCUCGGA
Salarias fasciatus (jewelled blenny) is the source of this 1861-nucleotide messenger RNA. RefSeq names its product DnaJ (Hsp40) homolog, subfamily C, member 28 (gene dnajc28). The coding region runs from base 132 to 1373 and encodes 413 amino acids. NCBI's taxonomy places the organism in Eukaryota, Metazoa, Chordata, Actinopteri, Blenniiformes, Blenniidae. The transcript is spliced from 2 exons. The record is from RefSeq and is a predicted model, not a curated record.